CCUUAUCCUCCGCACCCAGAGUCUUCCCUCACCCGCCGUAGCUUUUCCUUCGCUCCCGGUCGCUCGCUUCAGGGUCCAAAUGCUGGUGCACGAUUUCUCCCUACCUAAAACCCUAAACCCUUCUCUUCAUUCCUUCCAAUGGAAAACCUUGAAACGGCUCCCUGACCCUCACUCCAAAACCUUUCUUACCCAGAUUCCUUCUAAAACAAGCCCAAGAAAUCUCUCCAUUCAAGGAAUCUCUCACAAGAAUGCUACUCAGCGUCGAAAUGUCAAAGUUUUUGCCGGUCGGAGCAAGAAGCAACCUGGAGGUCCCUCCACCGGCCGAAUCGAAGGCGGCGCAGAGCUCCGGCGAGAAGCCAAGAGGAACGCUCGUAAGAAAAGCAAGAGAAUUGCUGAAAACCUGUUCUACCGCCUAAAAAACCCUAAUCGUAACCAUGCAGAUAGUUUCUCAGAGGAAGAGCUUCAAAUGAUCGGUCUUGGUUAUGACCGCAUGGUUCGGUUCAUGGAGAAGGAUGACCCUAAUCUGCGGCAUCCUUACGAUUGGUACAAGUACGGCCAGUAUGGUCCGUACUCGUGGCGUGGGGUCGUCGUCGGUGAUCCUAUCCCUGGUCGGAUCUCUGAUGAGUGCGUUUCCCUGAUUGGAGAAGUUCGGGAUCAGGAAGAAUGGGAGAAGAUCGAACAGUUCGACAUGGCGAACGAUUUUUCUCGGAGAUUGAAAGCCUUGGAUAGAUCAAUUGGGUUCAGGUAUUUCUGGGUUUUUGUUCGGCAUCCCAGUUGGAGAAUCACAGAACAGCCAUGGCAGCAGUGGACUCUGAUAUCCGAGGUCGUUCUGGAAGCCGGGAAACAGAGAUUAGACAAGUGGAAAUUAAUGGGCCGACUCGGAAACAGAGCUAGAUCUCUGAUCACACAGUGCGCAGCGUGGAUGCGGCCGGAUAUCAUCUAUGUUAAGAGGCCAGUGUAUCAGUGCAGGUUCGAACCGCAAGACAAUUAUUUUAGGGCUUUAGGACCUCUGCUCGACCCGAGCAGCGAACAGGACUACCUCUUCGAAUUGAGAAGUGAAGACGGUAGGGUUGAGCUGUGCACUUACUUUGGUGGGCUGUGUAAGAUUGUUAAGGUAAACCCAAAGGCAUUCGUGGACGAUGUGGUGAAAGCUUAUGAGAAGCUGAGCGACGAGGGGAAGUCGAAAUGCUUGGAGUUUUUGUUGUCGAACCAUCCCGUCCACCUCUUGCAUCCUUACACCAUGGAAUGGAAAGAGAAACUGGAGGAGAUGGAGUUGGGUUGUGAUGCUCCAGAUGAAGAUGAAGACGUUGUAGGUGAAACAGAGGUCACUGAGUGGAUUGAAGAUGAUAACGACGAUGAUGAUGACGAGGAGGAGGAGGAGCAAGAUGAAGAGGUAGUUAUGGACAUGGAAGAAGGGGACGAGGAUGCAUUGGGGAUUAAAGAAGAAACAUCGAGUGCGGAAGAGAAUGAGAAGUACUGGGAUGAAGAGUUCAAGAAGGCGGUUAGAAGCCCCGAGGCAAUGGAAAAUCUGGUUAAGCAAAGCGUAGAAGUGUCAACGGAGUUCUAUAAGAAACAACUGAGAGCUCUGGAGGAGCAGAGGAAGGAGGAGGAGGAGAGGAGUGGGGAAGUGGAAACUGAGAAAACGACGGAGAGAUUGGGGAGAGUGAAGGUGAGUGAAGAAGAGUGGAAGUAUUUGGGUUAUGGUCCCUGGAGAAAGAGGGUUAAGAAGAGUAAGAUCCCACCUGAGCAAUUCUUGCGGGUGGCAGUUCGUCCCUUCACAUACCGAAAUCUGGUGAAGGAGAUAGUUUUGACCAGACACGGGAUUCUGGAUGGAGAGAUCGAUGGGAGCGGCUGACGAAGCUUGGCGAGAUGGGUCUUUGAAUUACUGGCGUUGUGAUGAAGAUAAUGUCUGGA
Telopea speciosissima is the source of this 1914-nucleotide messenger RNA. RefSeq lists its product as uncharacterized. Bases 80 to 1855 code for a protein of 591 amino acids. Lineage: Eukaryota; Viridiplantae; Streptophyta; Magnoliopsida; Proteales; Proteaceae. The record is from RefSeq and is a predicted model, not a curated record. The transcript has 3 exons.